This is a messenger RNA of Panicum hallii, 607 nucleotides long. RefSeq lists its product as uncharacterized. The transcript has a single exon. The coding region runs from base 222 to 476 and encodes 84 amino acids. The record is from RefSeq and is a predicted model, not a curated record. Lineage: Eukaryota; Viridiplantae; Streptophyta; Magnoliopsida; Poales; Poaceae.
UAUCCCUGGCUCUCUGCUGCCAUGCACAUCCAACUCUGCAAAUAAAAGCUCACUCUCGCAGCAGGAACCAGCACUCGCGGCAUAAAGCAUCAUUUGGUCCGUGCGCUUGAUCUUUCGCACAGCCGCGUUCUCGCUCUGGGAACAGUUUGAUAGAUCAGCUCCGCAGCUCCGUCCGGUGUGUCGUCGUCGUGGGCUAAGAAGAAGAAGAAGAAGAAGCCGCCAUGGGUUGCUUGCUGCGGCGGCUGUUCCCGUUCCUGGCCGGCACGGCCGUCGGCGUGUACGCGGCGCAGAACUACAAGGUGCCCAACGUCCGCGGGCUCGUCGACCGCGGCGUCGAAGCCGCCAGGCGCUACGAGGAGGCCUACCGCAAGAAGCCCUCGUCGUCUGCGGGCGGCGACGGCGCCGCGGCCGGUGGGAGCGGGAGCGGCAGGAAGAAGAGGGUGGUGCAGGUGGACAUCGACGACGACGAACAGUAGCUGGCCGUAGCUUCUUAUUACUACCGAUGUGGUGUACUACACUGUGUUGUACUUGUACUUAUUUGUAGCGUGUGGGAAUAACUCGGUGAAAUUACUUCCAAAAAAAAGUUGGGUGAAUGAAGAUUUCGUCA